Messenger RNA from Oncorhynchus kisutch (coho salmon), 2393 nucleotides. RefSeq names its product phosphorylase kinase, gamma 2 (testis) (gene phkg2). Gene Ontology annotation, molecular function: calmodulin binding; phosphorylase kinase activity; ATP binding. NCBI's taxonomy places the organism in Eukaryota, Metazoa, Chordata, Actinopteri, Salmoniformes, Salmonidae. Gene Ontology annotation, cellular component: phosphorylase kinase complex. The transcript is spliced from 10 exons. The coding region runs from base 360 to 1532 and encodes 390 amino acids. Gene Ontology annotation, biological process: glycogen metabolic process; protein phosphorylation. The record is from RefSeq and is a predicted model, not a curated record.
AGCUGGACAAUUUUUGUUAGUUGGUGUGCCUAAUUUGGUAUUUUGUAUGAUGUCAUUUUCCCGCAAUGUUUUUAUAUUUUCUCAUUCAAUACUCCGUCCAACUGGUGGCGGUAAUGCUCCAUUAACAUUGGAUGCCAACAGCAGUUAAAUCCCAUUGAAGAAGAACCAUUUUUGUUCAUGUGUUAAGGUAAGGAGGUAAGAAUGUAAACAAUCAAGUUGGUAGCUUAACGUUAGAAACCCUGGAAAUAUUUGCAAUGACAUAGUUGCCCUUCAGUUUGGUAGUAUUAUCAGUCGGAUGCUCGACGCUAUUUAUCUUCUAUCAAUCUUGUAGUUUGAUCGCAUUUGAAUAAGCUGUCACCAUGACUCGAGAUAUAGUGAUUGGAGAUGAACUACCUGACUGGGUGGGGGCCAAGGAGUUCUACCAGAAAUAUGACCCAAAAGAGGUGAUUGGCAGAGGUGUGAGUAGUGUGGUGCGCAGAUGUGUGCACAAGCACACAGGGCAGGAGUUGGCAGUGAAGAUUAUAGAAAUCACAGCUGAGAAGAUGACUGCACAGCAGCUGGAAGAGGUGAAGAGCUCCACACUGAAGGAGAUCCAGGUUCUCAACAUGGUCAAAGGACACUCCUCUAUCAUCACUCUCAUUGAUUCCUAUGAAUCAACAACCUUCAUAUUUUUGGUAUUUGACCUCAUGAGGAGUGGAGAGCUUUUCGACUACCUGACAGAGAAGGUCACUCUCAGUGAGAAGGAAACUAGGUGUAUGAUGCGAUGUCUCCUGGAAGCUGUCCAGUACCUCCAUUCCCUCAACAUAGUUCACCGGGACCUGAAACCUGAAAACAUUCUGCUGGAUGACCAGGGACACAUCAAACUCUCUGACUUUGGCUUCUCUGUCCAGCUUCAGCCAGGCAAGAAUCUGAGAGAGCUUUGUGGGACACCAGGUUAUUUGGCACCUGAAAUCCUGAAAUGCUCCAUGGAUGAGACGCAUCAGGGAUAUGGGAAGGAAGUUGACCUCUGGGCUUGUGGGGUGAUUCUGUUCACCCUCCUGGCUGGCUCUCCACCCUUCUGGCACCGCAAACAGCUGCUGAUGCUCAGAAUGAUCAUGGAGGGCCGUUACCAGUUCAGCUCCCCAGAGUGGGAUGACCGGUCUGACACCGUCAAAGAUCUGAUUACCAGGUUGCUGGUGGUGGACCCAGUUGUCCGUCUCAACGCUGAACAAGCCUUGGCUCAUUCCUUCUUUAGGCAGUACCAAAGGGACGAGGUGCGUCACUUCAGUCCCCGGAAGACAUUCAGGGUACUGAUUCUGAGUGUGCUAGCCUGUAUCCGCAUGUACUGUCGCUACCGCAGAGCCAGGCCACUGACGCGGGAGGUCCUGGCCAGAGACCCCUACUCCUUGAAGGGAGUGCGCAAACUAAUCGACGGCUGCGCCUUCAGGAUCUAUGGACACUGGGUUAAGAAAGGGGAGCAGCAAAACAGGGCUGCCCUCUUCCAGAAUACGGCUAAAAUAAUGCUUCUUGGUUUAGAGGACUUUGAAACUUAAAAGAUCAUACUUGUUCUAGUAACCGCAUUAGCUUUAUGUAGUUUAACAGGUUUGACAUUUUGGUGUGCAUAUUUUUUCUUUGUGAAUGCUAGGUCUCGUUACAUAGGAUGAGGAAUUCAUGGUCCGGUGACAUGUUCGCCUUAAUGUGAAUAAUGGCUCAUUAUUAUUUAUGGUUAAGUGGAAUGAGAUGAGAAUUUUUUGUUAAUUUUAGGGUCCAAGAGUGCUUUUUGAGACUACUCAAAUCAGCUGGCAAUGGUUUUAGGAAGCAAAAGUGACAAAGCCACUUCAAUGCACUAUAUUGUACACAUAGGGCAAAAAAGGUGAACAUAUAUCCAUACCGAUGGUGCAGUUAAUGCUUGAAAAAGUGUUUUUAUUUUAUUGCUAUGACAUCCUCUAUUGAGUUGACAUAACAUUAUUUUUGUCAUUGUUUACUUCUAUUUGCUACCUAAACCUGUAUUUUAGUAAUCAUAUAUUCUUACUGAAUCUAAAAUAACAUAGCGGAAAGUUAGUGAUUGCAGAAGAAACAUUAAACAUUCCAAAUAUAGUUUUCCAAUUUCCACUGAUAGUUUGAGUUAAGGGUAUAGGAAAUGACGAAAUAACUGUUACCCCAGUCAGAUUAGUUUCCUUUCUGUGUUUGGUGUUUAGUGCAAUACGGCAAUUAUUGUAACCAAUAGCAUUCCUUUUCAGUCCAGUUUGAGAUUUACUUCCUUUGCCUAAAUUAAAAUGGCAUUCCUCAAUAAGUGGUGUACAAUAAUUGUACAACUGUGAAAGACCAAUGUUUUAUUGAUAAUGAAAGUAACCUAUUUACUUUGUAAUAUCUGUGUGUUGAUUUUGUGUUUAAAGGAGUUAACAAAAGCAUGA